Molecule: messenger RNA, 6109 nt
Organism: Hippocampus comes (tiger tail seahorse)
Lineage: Eukaryota; Metazoa; Chordata; Actinopteri; Syngnathiformes; Syngnathidae
Gene: unc5a
Product: unc-5 netrin receptor A
Exons: 16
Coding region: 310-3060 (916 amino acids)
Biological process (GO): netrin-activated signaling pathway; anterior/posterior axon guidance
Cellular component (GO): membrane
Molecular function (GO): protein binding; netrin receptor activity
Source: RefSeq, a predicted model, not a curated record
UCUCUCUCUCUCUCUCUGUCAGCGCGGCAUUAUUUUCAUUUAUUUAUUUUUUCCGAGUGAGGGAGAUGACAGCGUCACUUUUGGAACAAAACAAGGCAGAUUUCCGCGGGUGCGGGAAGGCAUCAUUUGAUGUACCACACCAGUGAGUCGUUGUUGCGAGCAACCGGAGACGCGCGAGGAUGGCCGCCCACUACAUGUGCUGAGGGACACGUUUCGGCGUCAUUUGAAAAGUGCUUGUCGCCACACACUCUGAACGUUUAACGACCACCCUUCAUUUCUUGUGAAACUUGAUUUAAAAAAAAGACGAAUAUGCCCUUUCUUGUGGGCCACUUUGUCCGCUGUGGACUCUGCGCGAAGCUUCUUGUGCUUUGGCUCAGCUUCGUCGGCGUCACCUGCACCGGUACUGAGCAUGCCGCCACAGCGACACAACCUGCAGCCUUCUCUGACCUGUUACCUCACUUCUUGGUGGAACCAGAGGAUGAGUUCAUAGUGAAAAACAAGCCAGUGAUGCUCACCUGCCGAUCCACUCCGGCGACGCAGAUCUACUUCAAGUGCAAUGGCGAGUGGGUUCACCAGGAUGACCACUUGAUUGUGCGGACCGUGGACCCAGCUACAGCUCUGCCAGUCAUGGAGGUGACAAUCGAAAUCACCAGGCAGCAGGUGGAGAAGAUCUUCGGCCUCGAUGAAUACUGGUGUCAGUGUGUCGCCUGGAGCACCACAGGAACCCAGAAGAGCCAAAAAGCGUACAUCAGGAUUGCUUACUUGAGAAAGAACUUUGAGCAGGAGCCUCAGGCUAAAGAGGUGGCAUUGGACCAGGAGGUGUCACUGCGCUGCCAUCCCCCCGAGGGAGUGCCACAACCCGAGGUGGAGUGGCAGAGGAACGAGGAUGUGAUCGACCCACAGAGCGACCCCAAUUUCUUCAUCACGGCCGACCACAAUCUUGUCAUCAAGAAGGCCCGGCUGGCUGACACGGGCAACUACACGUGCGUGGCCAAGAACAUCGUCGCUCGCCGCAAAAGCAACUCUGCCACAGUCCUGAUCUAUGUCAACGGCGGCUGGUCCACGUGGACCACCUGGUCAUCCUGCAGUGCUGUGUGUGGGCGAGGCUGGCAGAAGAGGAGUCGGAGCUGCACCAACCCCACGCCACUGAACGGAGGCACGUCCUGUGAGGGGCAGAACGUCCAGAAAAGUGCCUGUGUGGCCACCUGUCCAGUGGACGGAGGUUGGAGCGAAUGGAGCAAGUGGUCGCCAUGCGGCGCCGACUGUGCGAUGUGGAGGAGCAGGGAGUGCACCCAGCCGUCACCGGGCACCGGAGGCAAGGACUGCCAGGGGCUCGACCUUCAGUCUCUUAACUGCACCAGCGAGCAGUGCCCACAGACCGUGAGCGGAGCAGAGGACGUGGCGCUUUACGUGGGCAUGGUGGCGGUGGCUCUGUGCCUGACCCUGCUCCUCAUCAUCGUUGUGCUGGUGUACCGGCGCAAGAAGGCAGGCCUGGAUGCCGACGUGGCCGACUCGUCCAUUCUCACUACUGGCUUCCAGCCGAUGGGCAUCAAGCCCAGCAAGCCAGGUGUGUGGGCACCGCGGCCACGCAGGCCCCUCACCCACAGCAAGAAUUCUCAUUUGCUUACCAUCCAACCCGAUCUAACCACCACCACUACCAGUUACCAGGGCACUCUGCGGGCCCGACACGAUGCCACCGGCAAGUUUUCCAUGACCAACGGGCCUCUGCUGGACCCGCUACCCAAGGGUUCACACACACUGCACAAUGGAAAGCUCAAUUCGGACCCCGCCGACUUUGUGAGCAGGCUGUCCACUCAGAGCUACUUUAAAACGCUGUCCCGUGACGUGGCCAACACUUCCUACGGGACCUUCAACUUCCUGGGCGGCAGGCUGACGAUUCCCAACACUGGAAUCAGUCUGCUGAUUCCUCCUGAGGCCAUCCCCAGAGGCAAGAUCUAUGAGAUUUAUCUCACCGUUCAGAAAAAGGAGGAUUUAAGGUUACCCCUGGCCGGCUGCCAGACCUUGCUCAGCCCUGUUGUGAGCUGCGGGCCUCCGGGGGUCGUCCUGAGCCGGCCCGUCAUCCUGAGCAUGGACCAGUGCUCUGACGCAUGCCUUGAUAACUGGGCCAUCCGCCUCAAGAAGCAGAACUACGAGGGCGCUUGGGAGGAUGUCCUACUGAUGGGUGAGGAGCUAGCGUCGGAUCCCUAUUACUGCCAGCUGGAAGCCGAAACGUGCCAGCUGUUUUCCGAGCAGCUGGGCACCUUCGCCUUGGUGGGAGAGUCUCUGCACAUGGGUGCCGCCAAACGCUUGAGGCUGGUGCUCUUCUCCGACGCCUACUGCUCCACGCUAGAGUACAACAUCAGGGUCUACUGCAUGGACGACACGCAGGAUGUCUUUAAGGAGGUGAUGCAGAUGGAGAGACAGCUGGGUGGUCGGCUGAUUGACGAGCCUCACAUGCUGCUCUUCAAAGACAGCUACCACAACCUGCGCCUGUCCAUCCAUGACAUGCCCCAGGCCCACUGGAGGAGCAAGUUGCUCGCCGGCUACCAGGAGAUCCCAUUCUACCACAUCUGGAACGGUUCCCAACGGUACCUGCACUGCACCUUCACUCUGGAGCGCCUCAGCCUUGGCACCUGUGAGCUCACCUGCCAGCUGUGCGUGUGGCAGGUGGAGGGCGAAGGACAGAGCUUCAGCCUAGACUUUAACAUCGCCAAGGACACCCGAGCCGUGGAUUCCGAGUUCCUGUUAAUGGACACGAGCGCCACCGCCCUCGCAGGGCCCAGCGCCUUUCAGAUCCCAUACCUCAUAAGGCAAAAGAUUUGCAGCAGCCUGGACACCCCGUGUCCCAAGGGAGCCGACUGGAGAAUGCUGGCACAAAGACUCAAGCUCGAGAGACACAUGAGCUUCUUGGCGUCCAAAGCGAGCCCGACCUCGGCCAUCCUGGACCUGUGGGAGGCGCAACAUUUCCACGGCGGCAACAUCAACCAGCUGGCUGCCGUCAUGGCGGACAUCGGCAAGCAGGAAGCCAUGAUCUUCCUGGUGUCGGACGGCGAGUGCUAACAGGCCGAGGUGAAACGAGCAGGGUGCAAGAAUUCCAUAUCGACCAUCGCAGCUGUCUGUUUUACAUCGAUCAAUGUCGGAGGGCCCCGUUUUCACGCUUUCCACUGAGAGAAUCAUAUUCAGGCAGCUCGGUUGAAAAGUUAGCAUUUCCCUCCAAACACCUGCCCAAAUUUUUCUCUUACAUAAUUUCAUGGAGCGCUUAAUGUACGCCGAUCAUACACAGCCAAUCAUUUCAUUCCAUUGAAAACUGUCAUCAGGAAAGUCCUUUGACCAUUUUCUCAAUAUGCUUGAUAUCCAUUUUAAGGUCCGUCACUAUUAAGACAAUUCACUCCAGCAGUUUUCUUUACACAACUGCCAUUUUUGGUGCACGAGUAAAGCAAAAUUGUGCACUUCAAGCACAUCUCUUGAAGCGCGAGAUGUUAACUAGCCAAAUUUCCUAAUGUUGUCAUGCAUGACUUCUGUCCUCGGACGUUUCUGUACCAUUUUUGGCAUUUCUGCGAUCCAUGACAACCUUUUGGCAUACUCGUGGGGCAGCUACAUCCCAGCAGGAAGGCAAAACUCUACACUAGUUACGUGGUCCCCCGUGGUGGGUGGGCUGCUUAACGGCUGUGCCUGCCUGAUUGGUAACGUUCUUUUGGAACAUAUGCACUCUGUUCUGAUUUUCUUUUUUUUUUAUUCCUCAAACAUAUCUGUGAAGCCCGGUACCAAAUGUACCGGUUGUGCUGACACUUGUACUGCACUGGUUGGGACCCACUGCACUAGUUGACAACCGCAUGCAACUAGUACGACUGGGGUCAUUAUAAAAUGUUACCAGUCAACAUUGAACACGUCACUAGUAGUGGAAAAAGGCAUUACUAGUAAGUUAGCUUAAUUGAUUUUAUUAUCAUUCUAUAGCUACAGCCCAAUCCCAGCGGAUUCUGUAGCUAGCUGACACGUGCUAGCAGCUGAUUUACGAAAGAGGCACCGUUUCAUUUUUAGGCACAAGAAGCAUCACCUUUUUUUAAGGUUUUGUUCAGUGGCAGUUAUAUUGUUAUAUAUUCUUCCCAAAGAGAAUAGUUUUUCUUUUUUAACUGUUAGAUUUUUUGAUUUACAAGCAUUCACUUGUAAAAUGUCACUGGAGAUGCAUGAAGGGUUGACUUUCAAGGGGCUUCACUUUCAAGAGGCGCUCUCUCCAAGUUUUGAAUGGCGUCGUCAUUCUCAUUAGCCUUUUCUUUUGGCUGAAAGGGACAAGAUUGGAAAUUUUGGGAAUGAAAUCUCGUGCGAGUGAGGACAAAAACCUUAAGUGGAUAUCAAGGUUAUCAGCGAUUUAAAGCAGGCGCUCUCUGCAAUUAGGAUGGAAGGUUCGCCGGAGGACCGCCGUCACCCUCGCAUCCAUUUUGCGUCAGUGUUUCAUGUGUGUUCUUUCCAGGGAGGUCUCAUUCAUUUCUUCACUUUAGUUCACACGCCAUUGCUAAUGAAGGCGCCGUGGGGCCCCGAAACACUUGGGAAGCAACACGUCGUCACCGUCCUAAGUGACGUGUCCUCUAAUUGCUUUAAUGGUGAAGCGCACGGGCGGGAUGUUUGUUGACCACCUAACGUGCAGCGGCUAACGUCUACUUAAGGGCCCGUUUUUUAAAAAAAUUGUUUUGUUUUGCUCUGUUUAUGGAGUGCUUUUUCUGAAGCCAUGUUUGGUGCGCUUUGCUAUCACCCCCCCCGCCCCCACUCCGUAGCACAUCCUCCCAGUUGCCGCGUACACGGAGAACAUCCGCAGGUUCAAUCCCCAGUUCAGCCAUAGUGUGUGUGCGCGUGUGUGCGUGCUCCUCCUCAGGGUUGCAUGUGAUGUCUAUAAAGUUGUCAGGAGAGACCCCCCGCCCGCCCUCCCUCAUUAAAGACACACUCAACUGCCGUAUGCUCCGAAGCCCUUCAACACACCGGAGCUUCUUUUUACGAUUGUCCUGAUUUUAAGAAUGUACUUUUAUGUUUCCACGCGCUUUUUUGCGAAGAGGACGCUUUUGUUUUUUUAAUGCGCCAUCGUAACACUAUUCCGACACGGCUACUGCAGCUCUCCUUCCGACCUAGGACUAUUAGGGCCACACCCCAUCGAAAACAAAGAAACAUUCCCACAGCGAUGCAAUCAUAACAGUAAAAGAACCAAGUUUUUGCUACAAUGUGUGACAAAAGUCUAAACACUCGUGUUAUUAGAAUAAAGGCAGACUUUGAGAAAAUAUGAAAUCAGAGUGCGACAGGAAUAUUUUUUCCCCCCAGAACAGUCAGAAUGUUAUGUAGAAAAAUGUUGGAAAUCGUGUAUCAUAGUGCAGGAAAAGACACAACACCAAGAAAUUAAUCACAAAUAAAAUUGCGACUUUUUCUCCUCUUAAUUCCGGAAGCGCAUUGCUUGUCACUCCAGAAAAGGACGUGAUACAUUUCAGGAUUUAAUGGGAUAGCUUUCACAUGAUAACAUCUUUCUCACGUUAUAAGGCAAUCAUUUUCUCGUUUUAAUGUGCAAGCACAUCGCGUUAAAGUGGAACAAAGACUUCAAUGUUGCACAAAACAAAACAGAGCAAACCUUUCCAGUUCUUGUCAACGUUACUAGCUAGGUUAUUCUAAGAUACUGUUUUAUAUAUAUAUAUAUAUAUAUAUAUAUAUAUAUAUAAAAUAUAAAGGCCAGGUGUUUAAAAACAAUUGACAUUUACAAAAGAUAGGCCUAGCUACAAAGGGCUCCGCCACUGAUCUGAGCCAGAAGGAAUUGCUUUGUUUUGUUUAGCCUAAUCUUGCCAUAACUUCUACCGUUAAAAUGUGCAGUGCAUCACAUUGUAACGUAAAAUUCACCGUGUUAACUCGUCAAACAUAUCAUGUUCAUCCUGUGAAAUUUAUACUCCCUUUGAAUUGAAUUUGCAAAUUCAAGAUAUUUCUGGUUGACACGCAUCUGGUGUAUCGAUCAGCAAGACAUUUAGUUUUGAAUCAAAUUAAUUUUUUUUUCAUAUUUUGAUUCUCCUUGUAAAAUCAAAAAGUUUUCAUGGAAUUCCCAUAAGUGCAUUAUUUUCGUAGCUAUUUUUUUUUUUUUUUUUAA